Messenger RNA from Lodderomyces jiufengensis, 2829 nucleotides. It is a transcript of the gene FGR27, whose product is annotated as Fgr27p. Gene Ontology annotation, biological process: regulation of DNA-templated transcription; DNA-templated transcription. Gene Ontology annotation, molecular function: zinc ion binding; DNA binding; DNA-binding transcription factor activity, RNA polymerase II-specific. The record is from RefSeq and is a predicted model, not a curated record. NCBI's taxonomy places the organism in Eukaryota, Fungi, Ascomycota, Pichiomycetes, Serinales, Debaryomycetaceae. Bases 1 to 2829 code for a protein of 942 amino acids. The transcript has a single exon.
AUGGUCAUAUCGAUAAACAAUACCCCACCAUCGAAUAAUUCUUCACCAAAUGAAUCAACAACUUCGUCAAUUUCUUCAUCAUUGUCGACCACAAGUAACAAAAGACUAAGAAAAAUUCCACCUGAAAAAAGACAAAAGGUUUCAACAGCUUGCGAUUCUUGUAAGAAGAGAAAAUUUAAAUGUUCAGGUUCAAAUCCAUGUGAUUUAUGUUCUAAAAAAGGUUAUGAAUGUUCUUAUACUAUAGUUGAUAAAAGAUCAUUGAAAAGUGAAAGAAUGUUGAAAUUAAAACAAGAAAAAUUGCAAAAGGAGAAAGAAGAUGAAGAAAAUAGAAAGCAUCAACAAUUCAAUAAUCCAGUACAAAAUCAACAACAAAAUCAAGCCCCAUCUUCGAUUCCAGUUCAAUAUCGUUCUUUACCAUCUAACAAUCAAAACAUAUCUUAUCAACCACCAAAUACUUUACCAUAUCAACCGCAACCACAAGCACAACCUAUGAAUAAUCAAAUACAAGGUCAAAGUUCACCUCAAUAUAACCAAUUACCACCACCUCAUUUAAUUCAACCACAACAACAACCUCCAUUUGAACAACAUAGAAUUUCUCCAACUUAUCAGAAUCCAAAUAAUGGUGGUCCAAAUAUUCCAAAAUUAAAUUAUCAUCCACCUCAACAUUCAUAUAUAUCUCCACAAUCUACUUAUGGGGUAAGACCAAAUUAUCUGGCUCAAAGAUCAAGUUAUACCGGUCAACCUUUACCCCCGAUGCAACCACAACCUCAAGGUCUCCCACAACAACAAUUUACUACUAACCAAUAUCAAAAUGGCUUACAACAUCCACCACAACCAUCACAAGCAAUUCAAAAUGAUAUUAAACAGAAGCAUGAACAAACUGAACAACCUCAACCACCACCAGUAUUCAAAGCUGAUAGUGGGAAUGGUAUGCCAACUCCAGAAACUACACCAACUGCAAUAAUUGACAAUUCAGGUAGUACAUAUGUUCCAAAAUCAUUACAACCAUUUUUAUCAUUGCCUAUUGAAAAAACUCCUAAAAAGACUAGUAAUGGUGGAAAAGAAGAAGAAGAGGAGGAAGACGAAGAAAUUGACGAAGAGAUGGAAAAUAGCGAAGAUGAUGGAGCAGAAAAAGAUGGUGUAUCAAAUCAAGCAGGUAAAAGUUGUAUAUUAUUAAAUGACAAAACUGGCGUCUUUAGAUAUAUGGGAGAAACAAGUCCAUUAAGUGUAUUGUAUGAGACGAGAAAUAUAUUUUAUCAAUACGUUGGUAAAACAAAAUUAACAGAAGAUUUAAGAGGUUGUCCAGUCACUGAUAAACCUUUAAAAGUAAGUACAAAAGUAACUGUCAGUUUACCAUCUCCACAAGAUAGAGAUAUCUAUAUUGAACAAUUCAAAAGAAAUAUUAAUGAUACUUUUUUCAUCUACGAUAUGAAGAAAUUUUAUAAGGAUAUUGUUGAACCAGUAUAUUCAAAUCCAGAUUUAGAAGAAAAUGAAGUUAAAAGAGUUCAAUUAUAUUUUGUUUUAGCUAUUGGUGCAACUUAUUAUGAUUUUACUCAAAAGAUACCUGAAGCUGAAUUAGGUGCAAAAUUCUUUGAUUCUGGAUUAUAUAUGUUACAAUCAUUAGUUGAAGACUCAGAAUUAUGGUGUGUUAUUGUACAUUAUUUACAAUUCCAUUAUUAUCAAUCAAUACUUAAGAAGUCAACUGCAUGGAUUCAUUUAAAUAUUGCAUUAAAAUAUGCUCAAUCACUUGGUUUACACCGUAAUUUUGUUAAUGAACAAUUUUCAAAAAGUGAUGAAUGUGAGUAUAGAAGAAGAAUUUUUAGAAGUAUAUAUUCUUCAGAUCGUAUAUCAUCAGUAUUCAUUGGUAGACCAUUAAGUGUUAACAAUUACGAUUGGGAUGAUUCAACAAGGUAUAAAGCUUCUAAAUUUUUAGUCACAAAUUUAAAUUUUAAUGCUAAAUGUCAAAUUGAAUUAGCUAAAAUAAGUACAUUAAUUGGUAAAAUAGUUGCAAAUUUUUACCAAAAUAGAAUUAUUGAUAUUAAUAGAACUAAAUCUUUAGCAGUUCAAUUAAAACAAUGGUCAAAAAAUUUAGAUCCAUUAUUAGGUAUUGAUAAUAUUUUGAAGCCAACAGAAAUUCCAAAUAAUGAAGAUGGAGGAAAUACUCAAAUUAUUUUACAAACUCAUUUAUUACAAUUAUAUGCAAUUAUGUUAUUAUGUAGACCAUUUUUCAUGUUUGAUGCAGUUAGUAAUAUUAACACUAAAUUACAAAGUUCAAUAAAAGAUAAAGAAAGUUCAAAACAAUUUUGUUCAGCUGCAACAAAAGCAUCAAUAUUAGCUAUUAAGUUAAUGAAUCAUUACAUAAAUACUGCUUUUAAAGAAGUUAAAAGAAUGGAAUGUUAUGUGAUAAUUACUUGUACUUUUUACAGCUCAAUUAUUAUUGGUAUAAGUAUAUUAAAUGGAGGAUUUGAAGAAGAAGGAUAUUCAGAAUCUGAUUUAAUUAAUUUAUUAAAAAAUGGAGUUUAUGUAUUAUUACAUUUCUCAAAAUGUAAUAAAGGAGCAGAAAGAUAUGCAGAAAUAGGAAUAGAUUUAAUUGACGCUUUAGUAAAUAGAAAUAACAAAAAAUCUAAAACAAAAGAAGAAGAAAUUUUUGAUUAUAAUAAUAUAUUAAAUGGAUUUAAUUUUGAUGAAGAAACAAACAAUGAUAUUCAAUCCCUUAUGGAAUUCCAACAAUUAUUUGUUUCACAAGAAAUUGCUCCUUCUGUUGCUGAAAGUUCAAAUAUGCCUUAUGAUUAUGAUAAUUAUGAUUUAUUUUUUGGUGAUAAAUAUUAG